UAGACGCGGUGAUUGCCUGCAGUUAAUUGUGAUUUAAUUUGAAACACGUUUCACGAUCUCGAGUCGACGGAAUUUCGUGAUAUCGGAAGAUUAGAAAUACUACACGGACCUUCGCGAAGAAGGGAAGAUGAUGCACGUUGCCUCGACGGUGGCAUUGCUCGUCGCGGUUCUGGUGAUAUUGCUGCCGUGUUCGGCAUUCACCGCCGAUCGUUCAGCGAAUGUCCCCACCGGUUGGAACAUUGUACCGCUUCUGGAAACUGAACAAAAAGUCACCGUUGAUCACUCUCUGAGUGGAAACACGCAGGUGACAACUUUCGACAAGGUCUCGCAGGCCACCGACGCGAGGAAGACGACGCAAUCCACCGAACAGAAUAUUUCCCGAGAUAUCGAACGCGACAAAAGAGAUUAUGUUCCGGAAGUCGUCCAGGACGACAACCGCUUCACGAAAACCGUUAAGGACGCUACAACCAACUCUGCGAAACAGACCACUGUCGCGGUUUCCAGCCCGCGGAACGUCAUUCUUCUUUUAGUAGAGGAAUCUGACCAGGAUCAAAAGGACCUAUGGAAAGACUUCAGGAUGUCGCACUCGUUUCCAGUUGAAGGACAUCUCCAGAGCUGCCAUAACGCCAAAGUAGAAGCGACGCGGUUUUUCUUGGACAAAGCAUUGAUUGGAGGAAGCAUGGACACGGAAUGCGAUUGCGAGCGAUACUUACGAUCAAAUGUUGCUACGUUACUGCUAUGGGCCCGUGACGUCAGAGGGAUGACAACAGGCACACUGUUAAAUACGAAUUUCACUAUCCCAUCGCUGUUCCGUUCUGAGGAGCCAGUUAGCGUUCCGGCGGAAUUCGACGAACUGGAUGAAAACAUGAAAUUGAACGUUCGUAAAGCUAAGCCUGAAAUUCGCAGCGACUGGUUUGUGAUUGAUUUAGGAAAAGCAGCCAACCGUGCCCCCGCGAUGCCAUUUUCGCCAAAUAAUCGAGAAGAUGGAUCGGAGGAUACCGCAUGGAACGUCUUCGACAUGUUCUCCAGAAUAAGAACGGCGCUGUUUCGUUCCCUGUUGGAAUCCUUGGGCAGAAACGUUGCUGGUUCAGAGGAGUCGAAUCCCUACGGCAGAUCGCGCCCGAUGUGGUCCAAUUUGGCUGAUAUAGUUAGCGAACUCAAGUCGAUCCAAAACCAGAAUGGCUUCAUAUUGGUCGCAGCGGCGCCUGCGAGCGAACUCAAUUCCGCUAUGGCGAUUCUGCAACGGGAGAUGUCCCAAGAUAUGCUGAUGGUGGUAGCCGGACUCUGCACGGCCGAUGCCAAACUAAUACCGUUCUUCGCUAACGGACCGGCUGCCAGAUCACUUCAUGAAGCGACAUCCAUUUGGGACCUUCCUAGAGUCAUCAGGACUAUUAUCGCGGGCGGAUGCCAAGAUGCUAGCUGCAGAAUUCGUCGGCACGAUACUAAUCUGCCCCCUGUCAGCCAGCCGCUGACUGCACCGUUGAAAGAAAACGUUUCUAAAAAUGCAUCCGAAGUCGCUGGGAAAGUAAUGAACGAUGAUAACACUGAUAGUUCAAAUGCUGCAACGAAUGCUGCUGCGAAUGCUGAGGGUGAACAGAUUAAGGAGGUUAUGCCUGUUUUGAAAUUGGAGACAACGGAAGAGAAAAAUAGUGAAACCAAAGAAUCAUCAUCGGAUGCUCAAAAACGAAGCUCGGCGAACUCAAAUAUGAAAACUACAGAAUUUUGUACAAUUUUCAGCACAAUCACGUCCAUCUUUGUUUCAUUCACCCUUGCUUCCUAAAAAUAUCUUUGGCGUCAAUUUUUACACGGGAUCUCGACCAUUUUCUUCCACGAAAGCUGCGCGAAAUUUUCGUUGAGCAAAAACGAUAUCGAUGAUAUCGAAACGAUAGCACGUGCAUUAUUAAGCCUCGCUGGUUUUUGCUGAAUACAUCAAUGAAAUAUGCAAAUAAUAAUUUCGCAGACGAUCACGUGCUUUUGAGUUAAUAAAGUUGAUACUGUUAAUAAAAGCCUGUAUGUAUCAUUUUCGAGCACAUACAGUCGGUACUGCAGUAAGUGCAAUUUAGAAAAUUCGCAGAAGCUUCGCAACGACAGUGAACAAGAACGAUUACAUAAAUUAAUUCAGAAUAGGGGUAAAUAUUUCAAUCGAAUCGGAAAUAACAAUAAUUAUAAUGGACCUUUUGUAAUUGUACGAUACGUGAUUUGUAAAUUUAUAGUGAAAAUAAAAGGAUCAUUUAAAUAACAAA
Messenger RNA from Megalopta genalis, 2243 nucleotides. NCBI's taxonomy places the organism in Eukaryota, Metazoa, Arthropoda, Insecta, Hymenoptera, Halictidae. The record is from RefSeq and is a predicted model, not a curated record.